Messenger RNA from Aspergillus wentii DTO 134E9, 1159 nucleotides. Its product is annotated as alpha/beta hydrolase. Gene Ontology annotation, cellular component: nucleus; cytoplasm. The record is from RefSeq and is a predicted model, not a curated record. NCBI's taxonomy places the organism in Eukaryota, Fungi, Ascomycota, Eurotiomycetes, Eurotiales, Aspergillaceae. The transcript has 2 exons. The coding region runs from base 188 to 1027 and encodes 279 amino acids.
UAGAUGCUGAUGGUUCUCAUAGAUGGAUGUUUGUUGUUGACAGUUGAGCUCAUACUUUGAGGGGAGAUGACUACUCCGCCUUUGGUUAUCUUAUCAGCGAUCCCACUCGAUCCUGCUAUCUGAAUUCAAUCGUCUACUCAGCAAUCCGUUUUAUCGAUCUCCCUGUCGCUUCCUAUCCACCAUCAUCAUGACUCCCCGCCAACCUCUCAAACUCCUCAUGCUCCAUGGUUACACCCAAUCUGGCGCCCUCUUCCAUGCCAAAUCCCGCGCCUUGAUCAAACACAUCACCAAGGCUUUUCCCCUCCACGAAGUCGCCGCCAUCUACCCCACGGGCCCCAUUCAUCUCAACCCCGCCGAUAUCCCCGGCUACGAACCCUCCCCAAACAAUGACAUGGACGAAGCCGUCGAAGCCUACGGAUGGUGGCGCCGCUCCAACACUGCCGACCCACCCCUUUAUCUUGGUCUCGAGGAUGGUUUGGAUGCUGUCGCAAAGGUUCUUCGCGAUGAAGGCCCCUUUGAUGGUGUAAUUGGGUUCUCGCAGGGUGCUGCCUUGGCCGCGAUGGUGGCCGGCUUGCUCGAACCCGGACGGAAGGAUACCUUUGCCAGGGUUGCGGAGCAGGAUAAGGGUAACAGUGAUGGAGUUACUGGAUUUUCUUUCCCGUCGGGCUUUGACUCGCUUUCGCAUCCGCCUCUCAAGUUUGCGCUGUGCUAUAGUGGGUUCCGCUCGCCGGGUGCGCGGUACCGGGCUUUCUACGAGGAUCCCGCGAUUCAAACUCCUGUGCUGCAUGUGUUGGGUUCUUUGGACUCGGUCGUGGAUGAUAGUCGCAGUCGGUCGUUGAUUGAGGCCUGUGCCGGUGAUCCAGAGAAGGAAGAUAAGGUGGUUUGGCAUCCCGGUGGUCAUUUCUUGCCUAGCCAGCGGCCGUAUUUGGAUGCCGCGGUGAGGUUUAUUAAAGAGCGACUGGACGGUCAGGGUGGUAAGGGCCAGGAAGAAGAGGAAGAUGUUCGAGACAUGGAUUUGCCAUUCUAGAGUAUUGCGCAUGGUAGAUACCUCCUGUUUUAUAUAUACUACUGCUGCGUCUAGCGUUUUAUCGGCAUCUUUGGACAAUACAAUUGACGAUUUAUACGAUAGAGAUAACUAAUUACCAUUUACACGAAAAGC